Trypanosoma rangeli is the source of this 1203-nucleotide messenger RNA. RefSeq names its product putative electon transport protein SCO1/SCO2. The coding region runs from base 1 to 1203 and encodes 400 amino acids. The transcript has a single exon. The record is from RefSeq and is a predicted model, not a curated record. NCBI's taxonomy places the organism in Eukaryota, Euglenozoa, Kinetoplastea, Trypanosomatida, Trypanosomatidae.
AUGCGGUGUUGGCUGCCUGCUGCGAGCCGCACCCUAUGCGGCGUUACUACCACACCACUGCAGUGCUCGCAACGGGCGUACUAUCGGUUGUGGGUGCCCGGCUGCGGCACGCGAGCAGGGAUGAGAGUGACGUUGACAGCGGUGUGGCGUCGCCGCGACGGCGCCGCGGUGUGUGCGUGGGUGCGCUCAGCGAGUGGCGCUGGUGGUGGCGAAGGCGGUCGCGGCAAAGAUAUCGACGUGGUUGAUGAGUCAAAACCCAUUCAUAUCCGCGUUGCUGAGGCGAAGGACUCACAGAUCUUUACCAUGCAGGAUUACAUUGAGCGUGAAGAGGCGGAGCUGAAUGCGUCUAGGUCGAUUAGCCAGCGCCUGUCCGACGCGCGCGACAACCCCGUCUGGAUGUUAUGGGCGCUGUUAUUUCUUUCGCUUGGGGUGCUGACGGUUGUCAUUUCCAUUCGCGUGCGGCGGGAGCAGCUGCGCUUCGAUCCAAGGCUGCGGGCGGUGAAGGCCUUCGACAGUCCGGAGGGGCCGAGCAUCGGCGGCCCCUUUUCGCUGGUCGGUGUGGAUGGCCGCCGGUACACCGACAAGGAUUUUCUCGGUAAGUGGCUGUACAUUUACUUUGGCUUCACCAAUUGCCCGGACGUCUGCCCGGAGGAGAUGGCGAAGAUGAGCCGUGUGGUGCAGCACCUGGACAAGAAGGUUGGCCGCGACUACUGGCAGCCAAUCUUUGUCUCCCUUGACCCGCACCGGGACACGCCGGAGAAGAUACGCGAGUACCUGGCCGACUUUAGCCCACGCAUUCUCGGCCUUGUCGGGACGCAAGAGGAGGUGGAGGCGGCUGCGCGCGAGUACCGGGUGUACUUCGCCAUCCCUGACGAGGAGGCUAUGAGCGAGGACGACUACCUCGUGGAUCACUCCAUCAUCAUGUACCUCAUGGACCCCGAGGGUAAAUUCUGCGACUACACCACAAAGGAGUUUCAGUGGUUUGAGAGCUACAGCAAACUGCUGCGCCGCAUGAUGGACUAUGAACGAGAAAAGGCGCAGAAGCAGCGUGAGAGGGGCGGAGAGCUGCAACCCGGUGAGAGGGCGGCAAACGUGAAGGUGGCAAACAUUGCGACCAUGCUAGAUGAGAGCGUGGCAGCGGUCCCUAGCCGGGAGGUGCUUGAAAGGGACAUGCCACAGCGACCGAUGACGGUUCGGCGUUGA